This is a messenger RNA of Homarus americanus (American lobster), 472 nucleotides long. Its product is annotated as U-scoloptoxin(01)-Er1a-like. Gene Ontology annotation, molecular function: chitin binding. Gene Ontology annotation, cellular component: extracellular region. The transcript has a single exon. Lineage: Eukaryota; Metazoa; Arthropoda; Malacostraca; Decapoda; Nephropidae. Bases 16 to 393 code for a protein of 125 amino acids. The record is from RefSeq and is a predicted model, not a curated record.
CCCUCAGACAACAUCAUGAAGGUCGCCGCCGCCCUCUUGUGCCUCGCCACUGUCGCCUCCGCCAGGAUGGCCUACCAAGCCUCCGACGGAUACCUCGAGAUCCUCGGCGCAGAACCCGCACAGAACUUCGACUGCGCCGGCCGAGCCUACGGCUACUACGCCGACGUGGCCACCGACUGCCGGGUGUUCCACGUCUGCCUGCCCAUCUCUGACGACCUCGGGGAGAUCGUGGAGACCGCCCAGUUCUCCUUCUUCUGCGGGAACCAGACGAUGUUCAGCCAGGAGUCCCUCACCUGCGCCCACCCCCAGGAGGCCUUCCCCUGUGACCAGGCUGAGACCCUCUACGACCUCUCCAACGCUGACUUCGGCAAGAUCCCUGAAGAGAACUUGUAAGACGUCUGGACCCCGACCCCUACCAUGCUGUAUAAUACCCACUAGAGUUUAGUAAAGUUUUAUAUUAUCAAAAGCUGAA